AUGAGGACAGAGCCAUCGGAAAUGACUGAUGUGGAGCUUGGCGUCGACAAUUUUGCAUCUUCAGCAAGGGCAGGACGCCGGAAUGCCAUCCCAGACAUCCAGGGUUCAGCUGGGACAGGUGGGACUUCCGAGUUGCCCUUCAAACUGGAGACCCUCUCCAUAAAGGAAGAUGUAAAAAAGAAAGAUGAAGGAAAAACACAAGACCAAACGGAAAAGCCCCCAGAUGAAGGAAAAUGA
This is a messenger RNA of Pipistrellus nathusii (Nathusius's pipistrelle), 237 nucleotides long. NCBI's taxonomy places the organism in Eukaryota, Metazoa, Chordata, Mammalia, Chiroptera, Vespertilionidae. The record is from the annotation of a GenBank genome assembly.